UUCGAUUCAUGGUCCAUUGGUGGCUACCCACAAAUCAUCUUGAAUUUUAGGAGAAAAAGUGUGGUGGGGUUAAGCUUAGAUUUUGAGAUUCUGAACUUGACCAAGCACUGGUCAUAUCUGAUAUACAACGCUUCCCUCUUCUUUAGCCCUGCUAUUCAGAAGCAGUAUUUCGAGAAGUAUGGUUAUGGACAGAUGAUACCUGUAGCUGCUAAUGAUGUUGCUUUCUCCACUCAUUCUGUUUUAAUGAAUUUGAUUAUAUUGUCCCAAAUUGCAAUCUAUGAACGUGGAAAUCAAAAGUUCUCCAAAUAUGCCAUUGCAAUAGUUGCUGUCGUGUGGUUCAGUGCUGCUGUUUGUUUUUUCAUAGCAUUACCUAGCCAGUCUUGGCUUUGGCUAAUCUCCAUCUUCAACUCAAUUCAAGUAUGUAUGACAGUCAUCAAAUAUUUCCCCCAGCGUGGAAAUCAAAAGUUCUCCAAAUAUGCCAUUGCAAUAACUGCUGUCGUGUGGUUCAGUGCUGCUGUUUGUUUUUUCAUAGCAUUACCUAGCCAGUCUUGGCUUUGGCUAAUCUCCAUCUUCAAGCAAGUUUCACUCUUAUUAUGACUCAAAUUUUUCAAUCUAUCCAUAAGGUUUUAAAUGUUAAUUAAGCUAUUCGGAUUAUGAUACAGAUUAAUAAAAUGGCUGUGAUUAGUAUAAUUGUACUCUUUCACUUACUAAAGAUCAAGGUUUGUGAUUUGUACAAGCUAUAGUGAAUUAGUUAGACCUUGCCAUCAGAUUUUAUCCUUGAUGUGUGAUAUGAAUUUCAACUUGAUCUAUAUAAUCUAGGUUCCUGGGUGAACUUCUAUGGAAACAUAGGGAAAGUACUCAUAUCCUUGGUAUGUAAUCCUCUGCUACUCCAUAUUCUCAAUUCUUU
This is a messenger RNA of Gastrolobium bilobum, 907 nucleotides long. Its product is annotated as cystinosin homolog. Gene Ontology annotation, biological process: L-cystine transport. The transcript has 6 exons. The record is from RefSeq and is a predicted model, not a curated record. The annotation marks the transcript as partial. Gene Ontology annotation, molecular function: L-cystine transmembrane transporter activity. NCBI's taxonomy places the organism in Eukaryota, Viridiplantae, Streptophyta, Magnoliopsida, Fabales, Fabaceae. Gene Ontology annotation, cellular component: vacuolar membrane.